This is a messenger RNA of Ziziphus jujuba (common jujube), 3825 nucleotides long. Its product is annotated as putative phospholipid:diacylglycerol acyltransferase 2. The transcript has 6 exons. NCBI's taxonomy places the organism in Eukaryota, Viridiplantae, Streptophyta, Magnoliopsida, Rosales, Rhamnaceae. Gene Ontology annotation, biological process: lipid metabolic process. Gene Ontology annotation, cellular component: cytoplasm. Bases 1299 to 3374 code for a protein of 691 amino acids. The record is from RefSeq and is a predicted model, not a curated record.
GCAUAAAAAUAGAAAGUUUCUCUGCUUUCUGGUAAAACUUAUAAAUCAAACUGGUCCUUCUUUUCUCUGAUUCUCAGUAGCCUCACUGCCACUGCUAGCGACCAAAUUACUCUGCAUCAUCUUCAUCUUCAUGCAAACUAAAUUACAAAAACAAAGAAUUCCAUCACUCUUUCUCUCUUUCUCCCAUCUCCUUAAACAUUGUGCCAUUCCCACCCCCCCCUCUCUCUCUCUCUCUCUCUAUAUAUAUAUAUAUAUAUAUUACACACAUACAAACAGAGCAAUAUAUAAGGUCCACUAUGAAAAUGGAGUUAUAUAGAUUGCAGACAAUCUGGGUAAGUGUGUUUUUUUCUUUUUCGUAGUGUGUGCUUCUUCUUCUUCUCCCCUAUGAUUGAGGGUGUGUUCCCCACUUCCCAUCAAACCCAUUUCACUUUUUCAAUUCUCUAGUCUCUUUCCCAUCUCUCUCUCUCCGAAAUGGAAAAUCAUACCCAUGCAUUGCAUAAACACCUCUCCUUUAGCUCCAUCUCUAUCUCUCUCCAAGAAAAAAGGCUGCGGCUUUCUCGGGACUUACUAUUAUUGUUGUUGCAGACCAAAAAAAAAAAAAAAAAAAAAAAAAAAACUCUGAAAUGAAAGGUUUUCCAUUUUCCUUCACUCUUUCACAGUCCCUGACUCACCUUUUUACGGGAUUUUUUCCCCUUCCUAUUAGGAUAGUGAGAAUGAGGCAAAUGAAAAUUGAAAAAACAAAAAAAGCCAAAAAUGGUAUCAAUGUGGAAAAAGCGAAAAAAAAAAAAAAAGGACCCAAAAAAGAAAAAAAAGGUAUAUAUUGUUUGUAGAAACGUCUGAAAGAAAAAAUGGUGACAGCUGAUAAAGUAUUGCAUGUAAAGUCCAAGACAUGUGUCUCUAAGGAAAGCCAAAAAAGGUGCUAGGUGUGAGGCUUUGGAUUCGUUCCCACAACUAUUUGCACUACAUAUAUACCUCAUCUCUCUCAUCACUAUGGAUCAUGAACAAGUAGCUAAUUCUAAUUUCUGUUUCUUUGGUUUUUUCCUUCCGGGUGUUUUCACUUUCGAUUCUGUAUCUUCUUCUUCUUCACCACGUGGUCUUGUUUUCUGUAACGGCUAGCUGGGGCUGUCCUAGCUAGCUGAAAGCCCAUAACUCCUUUUCUCUUCACCUUCAUGUGCUAUAAUUCACCAUCACCAUAUCUAUCCCUCAGCACUCUUAUCUCUGUCAGUUAUCUCUAAUGGGUCGCUCUUGUUUUUAAUAUCCUUUUGGUGAAUUCGUUUUCCUUGUUUUUGGUCUUGGUUAUGGCUUGGGUUCUUCGAUUUCGUAAGCUAUGUUAUGUAGAGCCUGUGGAAUGCUCUUCAGUGGGUUUUCAAUCUUUUGAUCAGAGCCAGAACAGUGGGAAAAAAGAUGACGCUGUUGGUUCAAAGGUUGAAGAAAGUGUACUAGAAACGAAGCAGAAGCAAAAGACCAAGCAGAGCAAGAAGCAAGCUAAGGACUGGAGUUGCAUAGAUUACUGUUGUUGGACAAUUGGAUACAUUUGCACAACAUGGUGGCUUCUCUUGUUGUUGUUCCAUUGUUUUACAACCACAUUGCCGGGAUUUCAGGUGCCGGAAUCGCCCGGAGCGAGGCUUAGACGAGAAGGCUUGGCUGCUCUUCACCCUGUUGUUCUGGUACCCGGCAUUGUAACCGGUGGGCUUGAGCUCUGGGAAGGAAGGUCUUGUGCUGACGGCCUUUUCCGGAAGAGACUUUGGGGUGGUAGUUUCACUGAAAUCUUCAAAAGGCCUCUGUGCUGGUUGGAGCACCUAUCUCUAGACAAUGAAACUGGACUUGAUCCUCCGGGAAUUCGAGUUCGAGCAGUUCCUGGACUUGUUGCGGCUGACUAUUUUGCUCCUGGUUACUUUGUUUGGGCAGUUCUCAUUGAGAAUUUAGCUAAAAUUGGUUAUGAGGGGAAGAAUCUGCAUAUGGCUGCAUAUGAUUGGAGACUGUCUUUCCAGAAUACAGAGAUCCGGGACCAUGCUCUAAGUAGAUUGAAGAGUAAAAUUGAGCUUAUGUAUGUAACCAAUGGAUAUAAGAAAGUGGUAGUGGUGCCCCAUUCUAUGGGGGUUAUUUACUUCCUCCACUUCAUGAAAUGGGUUGAAUCACCUCCUCCUAUCGGUGGUGGUGGUGGUGCAGGUUGGUGUGCGAAGCACAUCAAAGCAGUCAUGAAUAUUGGUCCCGCAUUUCUUGGUGUUCCAAAAGCAGUCAGCAAUAUAUUUUCUGCCGAAGGCAAAGAUAUCGCAUAUGUCAGAGCUAUGGCUCCGGGUGUUUUUGAUUCUGAGAUUCUUGGCCUACAAACAUUUGAACACGUGAUGCGUGUAUUGCGGACUUGGGAUUCCACAGUCUCCUUGUUGCCAAAGGGUGGAGAUACAAUCUGGGGAAACUUGGAUUGGUCCCCUGAGGAAGGACAUAGUUGCAAUUUAGCAAAGAAAAAAAAUGAACAGCCCACUUCCUGUGACAUUAAUAGUUUUAACCACAGUGACCGAGCUAAAGCUUUCCAUGUAAGAGAACCUGAGAAAUAUGGACGAAUGAUCUCUUUUGGCAAGGAAACAUCUCAGCUGCCCUCUCCUCAACUCCCCACUCUUAAUUUGGAGGAACUUUUGGGUAUGGGUACCUCAGCCAGUUUCAACUCAUGUGGAGAGGUGUUGACGGAAUAUGACAAGCUAAGCAGGGAAAGCAUUAGAAAAAUUGCAGAGAAUAAGGCUUACACAGCUAAAACACUUUUUGAUUUACUACGUUUUGUGGCUCCAAAAACCAUGCAACGGGCUGAGGCUCACUUCUCUCAUGGAAUAGCUGAUAAUCUUGAUGAUCCUAAGUAUGCCAACUACAAGUAUUGGUCUAAUCCACUUGAGACCAAGCUACCCAAUGCUCCUGAUAUGGAGAUAUACUGCUUAUAUGGUGUUGGAAUGCCAACUGAAAGAUCAUACGUGUACAAGUUAUCCUCUUCUGAUAAGUGCAAGAGCAUUCCUUUCCGGAUUGAUAGCUCAGCAGAUGGAGAAGCUGGAAACUGCUUGAAGAAUGGAGUAUAUUUUGUGGAUGGUGAUGAGAGCGUGCCUGUUAUAAGUGCAGGAUUCAUGUGUGCCAAGGGAUGGAGAGGAAGAACCCGGUUCAACCCAUCUGGUAUUGCCACCUACAUAAGGGAGUACCGCCACAAACCUCCGGCUAGCCUGCUCGAGGGAAGGGGUCUAGAGAGCGGUGCACAUGUCGAUAUCAUGGGAAAUGUAGCAUUGAUAGAAGAUGUUUUACUGGUUGCUGCUGGAGCCACUGGCGCAGAGAUUGGAAGUGACAAGAUUUACUCUGAUAUCAUGAGAAUGUCUGAGAAAAUAAAUCUUAGGUUGUGAUUAUGUUCAAGAAAGGUUAUUGUUACAACCACAACAUAAGCAGCCACACAUGGGAGAGGGGGAGGGGAAGAAGAGAUAUUGAGAGUAAAGAAAGAGAACUAACAGUAAAGUGAAAUUCUGCUUUAAGGCCUAAUGAAAACUCGUAUGACUUCCACAACCACUACCUUUUCGAAAAUUAGGAUUUAGAGCUUUUUGGACCAAUAAAUACUAUCGAUAAUAGGAAUAAGGGCCAUAAGAAAGAGGGAAAUCAAGCAUUACCUUGUAGUUUAUUUUUUCUUUUUAUUUUGUAAUCAUGUCAUAAAUAUAUGAAUAAUGUGCCGUUGGCUCACAGGUGUAAAUACUACAAGAGGCUGAUAAAACUUGUGCUAGCUAUAUUGGGUUGCUAUUAAUGUCACACAUUUUAAUGUACCCAGAAAUCAAUGAACUAAUGAAUAAAAUUUUAUUUUCAUAA